GGGCAGCGCGCACACACAACACAUGCAGGCAGAACAGCCGAGAAGACAGAAAAGGACACGCACUUCCAGUCACACUCUGAAAUAACGGAUUAGCCAGAGACAUAGCAAGGCAGACGGUGAUUAUUAGGCUACUACAUCUCCAUUCAAAACAGGCGCUUUACUAGUACAUACAAAUCUCUUUUAUAAGAACCGUGAGGAAUCUCGUCCUGGAAUAUAAUACAUUUCACCAUCCAGCAGUUUGGAAAAAACAAAACAAUGCUUUCUGACGGCGACAACUAACUGACAAUGAUGACAUACAGAGGCAAUGACAGAAAAGAGCGACUGAGCCUCUCUCUUUUAUUUCAUCUGUCUCUCCUCUCUCUUCUCUCCUUCCAUGAGAAUCUGAGCCCGACAAACCUUAACGAUUCUCACUCACCACGCGACCAGCGUCCGUCAGUAGGGUCACCUUCGGAAUUAACGCGGGCUUCUUGUGGGCGUGCGUGGCGUGCGUUAGAGUGAGUGAGUGACCAAUAGCCUUUUGGAGAGAGAAAGAGGAGAGAGUCUGGAUAUAAGCACGAUCCAACCCUCCAGACAGCAACAGAAGCAGCAGCGGGAGCCGGUCCUCCAGAGUAGCCGUCUGGACUCACCCCCAGUCCCGCAGCCCCAUGCAGGAUGCCCGGGGGGGAGCGCUGGUCCUGGGGUGUCCUCCUGGUCCUGCUCAGCCAGAGUUCAUGACACCCUGGGCGGCUUCAUCAUGCGUCUCCUGCCUGCUCCAAACUCCCAAUCCCUCCGGCUACUCUUUCUUUUUAUCUUCGUGAUGGGGGUUGCCCCUUACCCGGCUCUCACUGCAGGAUGCCCAGACAGGUGUGUGUGUGACGACCAGCUGGUGGUCCAGUGCGCUGGGCAGGAGCUCACCCUCUUCCCCAACGACCUCCCUCUAGCCACCCGCCAACUCAUCAUCUCCAACAACCACAUCGGAGAACUUCCAGCAUUGCAACUCAACUACCUGUCUGAUCUGGUCUACCUGGAUGUCAGCAACAACACCCUGAUGGAGAUCUCCGAGUCCACCUUCGGGAAUCUCCGAAAGCUGGCCUAUCUUGACCUGUCCUUCAAUACACUAACCCAGCUUGAGGACCGGACUUUUGGACCAUUGUCAAGCCUCGUGAUGCUACGGCUAACAGACAAUCUGGGGCUAAAUGAGAUCCACCCGGACGCGUUCUCAGAAAAUAUUGCUCUGCAGGUGCUGGAUGUGAGCAGGAACAACCUGACGACGCUGAACAUCAGCUCUCUGAUCGCCCUGCCCUCCCUGCGCUCCCUGGGGCUCAGCGGGAACCCCUGGAGAUGUGACUGUGAGACGGAGGACCUCUGCCUCUGGGUCCAGAUAGAAGGAUUCAAGUUCCAAGAUGAGGGUCAGACAGUGUGCCAGGGGCCUCCGGAAGUGUCUGGGCAGCGGCUGGCUGAGGUGGGCAUGCAGCUGAGGGCAGACUGCCACCAGGGCCUGGGUUACUGGGACUAUCUGUUCUUUAUCGCUAUUGGCUUUGUCAUCUUCAGUGCUGGCACCGUGUCGGCAUGGGUGAUGGGUGUCCUCAUGGUGCUGUACGAGAGAUACAACAAGAGGAAGGGGGAAGACAUGGACAGUGAUGACGAGGAGGAGAGACAUAUGGGUGGAGGGAUGAUGGGGGGAGGGCAUCAGGGGAACGGGGAUCUGAAUAAGGCUGGCAUGCAGGUGUGAGUGCGGGAUGUGAGCAGCUGGAAGAGAAUAAAAUUAAAAAAGGCAGAAGAGAAAGCAGAGAGGAUACAUUACAAGGAGCAAUGGAGUGAUGGAAGGACACUGAAGAAAAGAAGGAGGAAAGAAGAGGGAUGGAGAGAUGAGAAUAAAGGACACUGGGACCUUGGACUCUGUAGAGUGACAGUCCUGUUCUGACUGGGUGUCUCCAAGUGGAAGAGAACAGGACAGACAUUAUACCCUGUGUGUGUGUGUGUGUGUGUGUGUGUGUGUGUGUGUGUGUGUGUGUGUGUGUGUGUGUGUGUGUGUGUGUGUGUGUGUGCGUGCGUGCGUGCGUGCGUGCGUGCGUGUAAGUGUGUGUAAGUGUGUGUAAGUGUGUCUGUGCGAGUGCGAGAGAGCAACAAGGGGGGAUAAGCCUUCCACUUCAGGACUACAGAGUGACUUCUGAACUAUUAAGAGCAAUAAGCCCCCCACUGUUACACACACACACACACACACUCACACUCACACUCACACUCACACUCACACUCACACUCACACUCACACUCACACACACACUGCUAGUUUGGUUUCUCUGGUGAUGCAAUAAUAAGAGUGAGUUACCCUCCAUUCAAUGUUAUGCGCUUGUUUGAGAAAAGCACUAUGAAUUCUAAUAAUUAUUAUGGGGAAGGACACACAGAUAAACACAUAGUAUUUAGGUCUACAAUAGGUUAGGUUCAUAUUCUAGUCCAGCCAGGGGUGAAAGUAGAAAGUAGAACUUAAUGAGCCUCCUAUUUUUUUAAUGUUUUGGGCCUAAUCAUAGAAUUACAUAUAGAACCCCUUUUAAUUCAAUAGGACCUCUGUGGGCCUACUCGUAAAGAUUUGUCAUUUAGCUUUUAAAAUGUAUCACCUUUUAUAGUGGCAUAAACACAACCAGUCAUGAUGUUUUCAUCUGAUUGUCAAACAGUCACUUCAAAGGGCUCCUUCACUAGGCUCCCCGCGCACGUUCAUCCACUCACAGCAUAUUUCCAUCCUCAAAACAGUGGUGAAUGGAAAGAGAUAUCCGUUACACAAAACAACAAAAAGUGUAAUGACAUUUGACGACUGUCAUUAGGCGGAAUUUAUGCGUCCACUUUCAGUGUUCUCGUCGAUCCACAUCGCAUUUUGGAGCGUAGGCUACACCACCCGUUUUCAAGUGCAUUCGCUCAUUUUUAUGCCUCUGAUAUACGGUAUUGAUAAAUAAUGGUGUAGUAGCCGACAGUUUUCAUGACAUUUUGUUUGAAGUAUUGUGACAGGCUUAUGCUUUACCGGUACACUAUUUAUUUUGCCUUGAUGUCGUACCGGACCGCACCACCUUACUUUCACCCCUGAGUCCAGCCUAGUUAUAGCUACUGUAACUGGGGCAGAACCAUCAGACUGCAUCUCUCUCACCAGGGGGAACAAGUGAUUCAUAGGUCUAGACUAACCCUGACCUUCCACUCUCUGCCUUCUGUCCACCUCAAACAAUUAGUACAGAGCGCACACACGAGAGUAGUGUUUGAGUGUUUGUUAGCCAGAUCAUUUCUAGCUGACUAAACUCAACUCCAUGGUGAAGAAAGUUCCUGAUCAACUCCACCAACGGAGUUGAGCAGAGACCAGGCUUUGUUGAAUACAGGAAUUCAGCUUGUACCUACAGUAUGUUUGUCCUCUGCAGUUGCAUGCCUUUCCAUGUUUGCUCAAUAAACGUUAAUCAAAUGCAACCACCGCCUCUUUGCUCCUUGCUGUUGCUCUAAGACGGGCAAACUGAGCACAUGCCAAUUGAAUCUCAACAAGGAUACAGUCGGUGGUUGUAUUUGAUUGACGAUUUAUUAAAAAGUAUGGAUCUCAGCAAACAAAAAAAGGCACGCAUCUACAGAGGACAAACAAGGUAAGCGUUCCAUAUUUGUUCUUUUUUGAAGUAUUGACCUUGGGCAAAUCGAUGUAGUCAGAGCUGAAUUCCACAAAGCCUGGUCUCAACAGAAACUUCCUCCACCAUGGAGUUGAGUUUAGUCAGAUGGGUUAUUUCCAGUGAAGUUGAUGAGAGCAUCAGUGUGUGGGUCUAUAUGUGGGCGUGGAGCAUUAGGAGGAU
Messenger RNA from Oncorhynchus mykiss (rainbow trout), 3791 nucleotides. Its product is annotated as leucine-rich repeat-containing protein 52. Gene Ontology annotation, molecular function: voltage-gated potassium channel activity; potassium channel activator activity; transmembrane transporter binding. The record is from RefSeq and is a predicted model, not a curated record. Gene Ontology annotation, cellular component: voltage-gated potassium channel complex. Lineage: Eukaryota; Metazoa; Chordata; Actinopteri; Salmoniformes; Salmonidae.